Messenger RNA from Clarias gariepinus (North African catfish), 3620 nucleotides. Its product is annotated as clathrin coat assembly protein AP180-like. Lineage: Eukaryota; Metazoa; Chordata; Actinopteri; Siluriformes; Clariidae. Bases 244 to 2490 code for a protein of 748 amino acids. Gene Ontology annotation, biological process: clathrin coat assembly; clathrin-dependent endocytosis; synaptic vesicle budding from presynaptic endocytic zone membrane. Gene Ontology annotation, molecular function: SNARE binding; 1-phosphatidylinositol binding; phosphatidylinositol-4,5-bisphosphate binding. The transcript is spliced from 27 exons. Gene Ontology annotation, cellular component: extrinsic component of presynaptic endocytic zone membrane; clathrin-coated vesicle; synaptic vesicle. The record is from RefSeq and is a predicted model, not a curated record.
GCGACGCAACCGUGCGCCAAAUCCCUCAUGUCCAGACGCGGACCUAUGAAGACGCGCUGUGUUUGUUAGAGCCGCGUUUCCGUUCCUCUUAUCUGUGCGCUAGUAUUAGUAUUAGUAUUAUUUGUAUUAUUACACAGGUUGAUAGGUUUGCAUUUUGAUUCGCACCCAGCCUAUGUUCUUGCUCCGCCGGUUUGUCCCUGAGUGCGAAACGGAUCGGUGAGGAACGGAAAGGAAGAAACAAACAUGUCGGGCCAGACGCUGACGGAUCGCAUCGCCGCCGCGCAGUACCAGCUCACCGGCUCGGACGUGGCUCGCGCUGUGUGUAAAGCGACCACGCACGAGGUGAUGGCGCCUAAGAAGAAGCAUUUGGACUAUCUGAUCUCCGCCACCAACGAGACUAACGUGAACAUCCCGCAGAUGGCUGACACCUUGUUCGAGAGGGCCAUGAAUGCCAGCUGGGUGGUGGUCUUCAAAGCUCUCAUCACCACACACCACAUGUGUAUCCAUGGCAACGAGAGGUUUAUCCAGUACCUGGCCUCCAGGAAUUCACUCUUCAACCUCAGCAAUUUUAUCGACAAAACCGGUACCCAUGGCUACGACAUGUCCACAUUUAUCAGACGAUAUGCACGUUACCUCAACGAGAAAGCGUACGCUUACCGUGCAAUGGCCUUCGAUUUCACUCGAGUCAAGAAAGGUGCUGAUGGAGUGAUGAGGACUAUGGCUCCGGAGAAAUUGCUAAAGGCGAUGCCGGCUCUGCAGACUCAAGUGGACACUCUGCUGGAAUUUGAUGUUCAUCCCAAAGACUUGAACAAUGGCAUCAUCAAUGCAGCUUUCAUGCUUCUCUUUAAGGACCUGAUUAAGCUCUUUGCCUCCUACAAUGAUGGAAUUAUCAACCUAUUAGAGAAAUAUUUCAAAAUGAAGAAAUCUGACUGCAAGGAGUCGCUCGAGAUCUACAAGAAGUUCCUGACUCGAGUAACUAAGAUUUCAGAGUUUAUGAAAAUUGCAGAGCAAGUUGGCGUGGACAAAAAUGACAUUCCUGACAUAUCUUAUGCCCCCAGCAGUAUUCUGGAGUCUCUGGAGACACACAUGAACAGUCUAGAGGGAAAGAAAGGAGAGGGGUCUCCGACAAAAGGAUCCCCCACCAACAACGUCUCUCCAACGUCCACUCCCUCCAAGUCUGGAGGCUCUGUGCCCACCCUGGAGCCUCCACCUACCGAAGCUGCUGGUGCUGCGGCUGCAUCCGCUGCCGAACCUGCCACUGAUUCUCUGCUGGAUCUGGAUCCAUUGUCUUCUUCAGGGCCGCCUGCUUCAAGUGCUCCGACAUCCUGGGGAGAUCUUUUGGGGUCAGAAUUCGGUUCCCUCACUACGGAGACUCUCCUCCCCGACCCGACCCCUGCCGUAGAUGCUACCUCUUCUGCGACAGCUGUGUCUAGUGCAUCAGCUGGUGAAGGCGCCGCUUCCGUAGCCCCUCCCUCUAACACCGCAGGCCCAACCCCGAGCUCGGCGGAUCUCCUUGGAGGUGCGUUCGGAGGCUCUGCAGCUGAACCAGCCUCUGCUCCGGAGACAGGAGCUUCAUCCACCACGGCCGCGCCUGCCGCUGACGCUUCUGCUGCGAAUGACCCAUUCGCCCCAGCGGCGGAUUGUGCGUCUGUUCCCCCACAGCUGGACAUGUUCUCCAUGCAGCCCGCAGAGAGCAGCGCCUCCUUACUCGGCUCUGUGUCACCUGCUACGAUCCAGCCCGCACUCACGUCCAGCGUUCCCAUCACCCCAGCCCCUGCAGCCCCCACGAUAGAUCUGUUUAGUGGUUUUUUUGAUUCCAUGCCUGAACCAGCUGUACCCACACAAGAGCGCGCUCCCAGUCUAGACCUGUUUUCAUCAGAUGUGUUCAGCCCACCUCCUGCUGUUUUCUCGGCCCCUGCGGGCUGGCUGGACAGUGGUGCGGCUUCGGACUUGGUUGGGGACUCUGCGGGCGCAGGCAAUGGCCCGCCCUCAGCUCCAACACCGGCAGCAUCUGCAGGAGGGGAUCUAAUGGGAGCGUUUGGUGGCCUGGGGGAUUUACUCAUGCCAGCCAUGGCUCCUCAGCCGGCCGCCGCAGCACCCAUGGCGUCCUCACCAGUUAAACCAGUGGGUGGGGAUCUGGACUCUACUAUGGCCAGUUUAGCUGGAAAUCUGGGAAUGGGGACCCAGAAGCCGGGAGAAGCAGCAGGAGGGGCAAACUGGCAAGCGCAGGUAGCAGCCCCUAGCUGGGGCAUGCCCAUGCCUGUGUCCUCCAUGGUCUCUCCUCUCAUGGGGUCCCAGUUGCGAUUUAGCAUGCCCGGUGCGGCAGGCUCGACUCCCAUGAUGUUCCCCCAGCAGCCUAUGAUGAGACCGCAGUUUCCUGCUGCAGGAGCACCUGGAGCACCGAUGUCUGCUGGAAUGACCCAGAGCCCCAGAAAGCCUCCUCCUGUCAAAGAUCCCCUUGCUGACCUGAACAUCAAGGACUUCCUAUAAGCCACCAAGCAGCCAGUCAGAGACUCAGACCCUGAGGGAAUGGAUGUGUGCAUUUCUUUUCGGCUCAGUAUCUUCAGGGUCACCUUCCGUCCCUCCCUCUCUCUUUCUGUCUAAUGUUGUAUUACUACCUGUGAAAGUGAUAAUGUACGUGUGUGUGUGUGUGUGUGUAUUUUAAUGUUUCCAGGCUAUAUUAAAAAAGACAAAAGACAAUGCAUAAAAAAAGGUAUUGAUGGAUGCAUCCUUGUACAUCUGCAAUGCUGGAUGUGUGUUCUUUUAUUUUCUUCUUCUUUUUUUUUUUUUUCCUGUGAGGAACCCAAACAGAUCUGUAACGUGUUCUGUGGAGAAAAAAUAAAUAAAUAACGUGUUUGGUGUGGUACAUAUCACUGGGCUCACUGGAUCCAUGUUGUCAUUGAAGUAUUAGUUGUCUAGCUCUUAGCCAUACAGCUUCUGGGACCACAUGAACGAACAUAGCGCUUACAGACGUAUUAAGGUUCGUGUAGCAUCUCUGUUCUGUUUUAACUUAUGAUCUGAUUUACUUCCUCUUCUGUCAUCGACACGUGACGCGCAACAACAUCGGACUAGGCCUAUUAACAAACAAUAUGCAUUUGGAAUAUUUUAUCUUUAGUCUUUAUUUUGAGAUAAAAGAAUCUAUUUUAGUUAUGUUGAAAGUACUUUAUGUAUUAACAGAGGUGGUCGGAAAAAAAAGAAUAUCAUUCUGGUUGUAAAAAAUGUGUAUUCCUGCCACCUGAAUGCAAUCUAGCUCGGUUUAAUAGCACCUUGUAGUGAAUAGUAGUAGUGCACAAGAGCACAGCAUUUCCUUGGAUCUAAAAUCAGAGCAGGAUUGUACGAUUUUUACAGAUUACGAAGACAAAACCAUUCGCCAUUGGGUUUCCCAUCAGUCCAUAAUAAUGGCUUGUUUAUUCUUUGCAGUAAGGAAAUGUGAAGAAAAAAAAUUGACAAACACUGGUUGGUAAAAAGAGAUGACAACAGUGGAUGUGCUGGUUGGCUUUGUUUUCUUUUUUGGUGGAUAUUAAGUUUUUGGAUGUAAUAACCCGCCCCUGUCCCAAUACUCUACUGUGCAUGUAAGUCCUGUUGAAAUGCAAUAAACAGUUACCUGGAAAACCCUCAGA